Asterias rubens (European starfish) is the source of this 5443-nucleotide messenger RNA. Its product is annotated as A disintegrin and metalloproteinase with thrombospondin motifs 9-like. The coding region runs from base 58 to 5388 and encodes 1776 amino acids. Gene Ontology annotation, molecular function: metalloendopeptidase activity. The transcript has 33 exons. Lineage: Eukaryota; Metazoa; Echinodermata; Asteroidea; Forcipulatida; Asteriidae. Gene Ontology annotation, cellular component: extracellular matrix. The record is from RefSeq and is a predicted model, not a curated record. Gene Ontology annotation, biological process: extracellular matrix organization; proteolysis.
GACAUCUGUCGAUCUGUUUCUGACUGUGACACUCUGGGUUUGGCUGAGCUCGGCACAAUGUGUGAUCCGGCCCAUAGCUGCUCUAUAGUGCAAGACAAUGGACUAAGUGCUGCUUUUACAAUGGCCCAUGAGCUUGGCCACGUUUUUAAUCUACCUCACGAUGACAACACAAAAUGCAGGGAGCUUUCUAAGGACCAGUCUGGUAACUACGGCGUAAUGGCGCCAACACUCAACUAUCAGAUCAACCCAUGGACGUGGUCUCGCUGCAGUAAAUCACAAAUCACUGAAUACCUUGACAUGGGUUACGGCCAGUGUUUACUGGAUACCCCACGGGAUGCACAAAUCUUGCCAAAAUACCAGCCAGGGGAGGUGUACAACAUCAGUAAGCAAUGUGAGCUGGUCUUUGGAGAAGGAGCCACCGUGUGCCCCAUUUUGAGGACCUGCAGUAGACUGUGGUGUACAGGGUCCUUCCAAGGGUCUCGCCGUGGCUGCCGCACCCAACACAUGCCAUGGGCUGAUGGUACGCCAUGCGGCAAUAACAAGUGGUGUGAUCGAGGCAAGUGCGUCGGCCAAGCACACUCCACUGAACCCGUAGAUGGUGGAUGGGGCAAGUGGGAGGGGUAUGGGGACUGUUCCAGGACGUGUGGAGGCGGUGUUAAACAAGCUGUACGCCAGUGUACCGAACCGUACCCUCAAAAUGGAGGGAAGUACUGCAUCGGGAGGAGGGUUCGAUUCCGCUCGUGUAACAGCAGGACGUGUCCUGUCAAUUCCAUUCCAUUUAGGGAACAGCAGUGUGCAGACUUCAAUGGAAACAACUUCAACAUUCAAGGUGUACCAAGGGACGUACGGUGGGUCGCUAAGUACACAGGUGUGCAGAUAAAAGAACGAUGCAGUCUCUUCUGUCGUGUUGAUGGGAGCAUCGCAUUUUACAAGCUUGCCAAGAAAGUCAUCGACGGAACACCUUGUGGUGAAGACACAGAUGAUAUAUGUGUACAGGGACAGUGCUGGGGUGCUGGAUGUGAUCAUAUUCUUGGCUCCCAGACAACCAAGGACAACUGUGGUGUUUGUGGAGGUGAUAAUCGCUCAUGUCGGAGAGUUAGUGGCAGCUAUAACAAGGCAAAAUAUGGUUAUAACAAAGUUGUAGAGAUCCCAACUGGGUCCACUAGGAUAGAUGUAAAACAACACAGCUACCGGGGUAUUCCAGAAGACGACAACUAUCUGGCGAUAAGGGGCAGCAAUGGAGACUACCUACUCAACGGUCACUUUGUGGUCAGUAUGUUUCAACGAGAAGUCAAGAUCGGUAACAUCAUGUUGGAGUACAGUGGGUCAAACAACUCCAUCGAGAAGAUCACAUGCCAUGAAAAAAUCACUUUUAACAUAACAAUCUAUGUGUUGUCGGUUGGAAAUGUUACGCCCCCAGACAUCCGAUAUGAAUAUAACGUACCCAUCGUUGGCAAUGUCGUGUAUAUAUGGGACAUGUACGGAGAAUGGGCCCCCUGCAACAAAAUAUGCCAUGGUGAAAAGAUCAGACCACUUCGCUGUCUGAGACAGAACGAUCGCGUGGAGGUAGAGAGGGGCUAUUGUCAUAGCGACAGACCCGAGCCACUCGCAGCUAAAUGCAACACUGGUUGUGAAGUGAGGUGGCAAGUAACAGCUGAGAGUGACUGUUCAUCAAGCUGUGGUACAGGGCGACGUACCCGCCGUGUCCAAUGCAUAAAGACUGUCGCCAUGCGCCGUACCAUCGUAGUGGUUGAUGCCCACUGCAGCGACCAGGCCAGACCUGCUGAGGUUGUAGAGUGUCAUAUUGAAUGUGAGAUGGCUCACUGGGAGUACUCAUCUUGGUCUCAGUGUUCAAGAUCCUGCAAUGGUGGCACUCGUCGACGUAGCGCAUCCUGUAGGGAUUCUAAUGGUUACUACACACCAGACAAUAACUGUGACCGAUCGUCAAGGCAGACUGUAGAAAGGUGUAACACAGAGGAGUGUCCACAGUGGAAGGCUGAAUCCUGGAGUGACUGUUCAGUGACCUGCGGGGACGGCAAGGUUCAAAGGUCACUCCGAUGUUAUCGUGGUGCCCAGAUGGUGGACUCCUCUCAGUGUGACCAGUCCAGCAAGCUGGAAGAAGCCAUGCCUUGUCAAAUGCAGGAGUGCGCUGUCUGGCACCAGGGAGAAUGGGGACCGUGCUCAGCCACGUGUGGUCAAGGAACUGUACAGCGAUUGGUAAGCUGUCUCCAUGGGAACCAAAAGGUGGAUAGUAUCCAGUGCGGACUGAGUCUCAUGCCGGAGACUACAAGGUCAUGUGAGGUCACCGAAUGUCCGUUUUGGCAGCAGGGGGAGUGGGGCUCGUGUUCAGUUUCUUGCGGCCAAGGUGAGAGACAGCGGUUAGUCAGCUGUUACCUUGGUAACUACAUCGUUGAUUCAGACCAAUGCAACCAAUUCACCGAGCCAGAGACAACAGAACUUUGUAAUGCUGGAGAGUGUACAUCAUGGCGUGCAGAAGAUUCUGGACCAUGUUCGGUGACGUGUGGCCAGGGCGAAAGACAAAGACGUAUUAGCUGCUAUCGAGGCAGUCACCAAGUAGACGUCAGGCAUUGUAAUUUGGACCAGAAGCCAGAUGUGGUUUUGCCAUGCGUUUUGGAUGAAUGUGCACGCUGGCAGCAUGGAGAGUGGAGUCAGUGUUCAGUAACCUGCGGGGAAGGGAACCAACAGCGUCAAGUGAGCUGCCAUCGUGGUACUGAGAACGUUCAUGAUAGGGAGUGUGAUGUGGCCGUGUCGGCAGCUUCUACGAGACCAUGUCGGAUGGCAGAAUGCACCGUCUGGAAGCAUAGUGACUGGGGAUUGUGUUCGGGAAGUUGUGGCCAAGGCGAGAGGCAGAGAUUCAUUGGCUGUUACCAAGGCAACCGAGAGGUUGAAGGGAACCAGUGUGACCAAUCCAGGAAGCCUGAUACAGUGAUAUCAUGUGAGAUGGCUGAGUGUCCGGUAUGGCACCAGGGAGAGUGGGAACCGUGUUCUGCAAGCUGUGGUCAAGGGGAGAGGCAACGAGAAGUUAGCUGUUACCAAGGCAAUGGUAAAAUGGACAUUACACACUGUGACUUGAGUGUCAUGCCCGAGAGAGUUGUACCAUGUGAUCUCCCAGAAUGCAGCGGGUGGCAGCAUGGAGAAUGGGGGUCGUGUUCGGGAAGUUGUGGCCAAGGCGAGAUGCAGAGAUUCAUUGGAUGUUACCAAGGCAACCGAGAGGUUGAAGGGCACCAGUGUGAUCAAUCCAGGAAGCCUGAUACAGUGAUAUCAUGUGAGAUGGCUGAGUGUCCGGUAUGGCGCCAGGGAGAGUGGGAACCGUGUUCUGCUAGUUGUGGUCUAGGAAAAAAGGAAAGAGAAAUCAGCUGUUACCAAGGCAACCGCAAGAUGGGCUACAUCGACUGUGAUUUGAGCCUGAUGCCCGAGACCAUCAUGCCCUGUGACCUCCCUGAAUGCACCUUGUGGAGACACGGAGAAUGGGGACCGUGUUCUGUAACCUGCGGUGAAGGGGUGCGUCGAAGGUCAAUCCACUGUCACCAAGGGAAUGAGGUUGUAUCUAAUGAGCAGUGUGAUGUCACAUCAAAGCUGAGUGCCGUCAGUGCAUGCAGGAAGACUGAUUGCCCAGUAUGGCGUGAAAACAACUGGGGAGAGUGCUCAGUAACGUGUGGUCUAGGACAGAGGCAAAGAGGGGUCAACUGUUACCUAGGCAACAUUGAAAUCGAAGCUAGUCGCUGCGACACAUCCGUGAUGCCAGAGACAACGAGGUCAUGUGAAGUGACGGACUGUGCUCAUUGGUUCCAUGGUGAAUGGGCUCAGUGUUCAGUGACGUGUGGCCAGGGAGAGAUGCAGCGGAGAGUCAGCUGCUCAUCUGGUGGUCAGAACGUGGAUAUUACCCAGUGUGACCUGUCCCUCAUGCCAGAGACUGUCAGGGCAUGUGAGGUGAUAGGGUGUCCAACCUGGGGAGUAGGGCCAUGGGAUGAGUGCUCAGUGACUUGUGGAGAGGGAGAGGUGCAGCGUAGAGUGAGCUGUUACCAAGACAACCGCAUCGUCAGCUUGGCCCAGUGUGACCUGACACUGAUGCCAGCCCAGUCCAAGCCUUGUUCGCCGGCUGAUUGUCCUCUAUGGAGACAUGGUGAUUGGGGACCUUGCUCGGUAUCGUGCGGUCAGGGUUACCAACUCCGAGGUAUUCAAUGUCGUCACACUAACGAUACCCCACUACCAGACGCAGAGUGUAGUCUAGAAGAUCGGCCACCCAAAGAGCAGAACUGCCAAAUGCCAACCUGCCCAUUUCCCACCAAACCGGAAACCAAUCCACCCACAACCCUCCCACCAACGUACCCACCAAUCAAAUCCACCUCAUCAACGGUACCUCGUAUUAACACACCGGUAUCGUCCGCACGAAGUGUGCUUCGUAGACCAACGCCCUCGUCAUCGCAGAAUCCCAAACCCGGGCCGACCUAUAACCAAAGAGGGUCGGCUUUACUGGAUGUGCCAAGCGUGACGAUCAGAGGGCCGUCUGAGCGGAAGCCGGUGCCCAAGUCAUCACCAGUAACCGCUAUGGAGGUUCUUAGGGAGACACCAUGGAUGAGAUUCAGCAGUCAAUGGAGAACGGGGAUGUGGACUGAGUGCACAUCCACAUGCGGCUAUGGAACUCGUGAGCGAUAUGUAAGCUGCAGAGAUCGCUAUGGUUACAUCUCGGAGGAGACAGAUUGCGACAUCGAGCACCGUCCUCCAGCCAUUCAGCAAUGUCAGAGUAAACCCUGCCCUCACUGGAGGACCGGCCAAUGGAAUCAGUGUUCUGUAACAUGUGGAACUGGCAAGUCCUCACGCUACGUAGCCUGUGUCAACAGCGAUAACUCCAUUGCGAAGGAUGAGGAGUGCGAUGUGAAGAUCAGACCCAAGGACUCUGAAGUGUGUAGCAACCAGGAGUGCUUAUCAGAGCAGUUUGAUGCAUCAGGGAUGUCAGGAGACAGAGGGAUUGGGACAGUCAGAGGAAAGUGGAAGACUGGACCAUGGAGUAAGUGUUCAUCCACCUGUGGGAGCGGUCUGCACCAGCGGGUCGUCUUCUGUCAAGAUGAAAAUGGAGAUUCAGAUACAUGUAGCGAAGCAUUGAGACCACAAAACAUAGAAGUUUGCAAUACUGGUAUACACUGCCCACGGUGGAGCUUCGGCGACUGGGGAACGUGCUCAGCAUCAUGUGGUGGAGGCAUCAAGUCUCGGCUUGUCCUGUGCCGACUUCGGAGUGGCCGCACCCUCGCAGAUGCCUCCUGCAACACCCUAUCAAGACCAGUGGAUACCAGCAUGUGUGGCACCAGGCCCUGUGCAACUAGAGCCAGGUGGAACUCGAGAGCGUGGAAUGGGGUAGGGAGAUUCUGAUCUUUUAUUUUAUUCAGUUUUGAAAAAAAAAAAAAAAAAAUGAAUAGAGUUAUCG